Molecule: messenger RNA, 3909 nt
Organism: Mercenaria mercenaria
Lineage: Eukaryota; Metazoa; Mollusca; Bivalvia; Venerida; Veneridae
Product: protein NDNF-like
Exons: 4
Coding region: 593-2296 (567 amino acids)
Molecular function (GO): protein binding
Source: RefSeq, a predicted model, not a curated record
AUAAAACAGCCGUUAACGAUGUAAUAAGAUUCAAUUUUGAUACAAAAAUGUGAUAUUAUUUAAACUUGUAAAAUCUAUGAUAUGUGUUAUGAUUGUACUGAUUACGGUAGAGAAAGUUUUUAACUUGGUAGACAGGUAUACAAGUAUUAUACGGUGUAGUACUGGCGAACGUUUUGCUCGCUCCGCUAGACUUGCUACUAUCAUAGUGUGGCAAAAACCACCUUCCAUCAGUAAAAUUGUGCCAUACUGGUAUCAUAGUAGUAAGCUCGUGCGGAUAUUUCUUUAAUUGGAUUAUUGAUAUAUAGAGAAGCGGAAUAUAUCUAUAUUAAAGGCAUAUAUUGCUUUCUGAGUUCAUAGAAUAUAAAAGCGAUACUUGUUUUGUUGAUUACAUUUGCCUUUACAUUUUAAGUGAUGGAUUGCACAUAAGGCAAAUUAAUUUGAAAUUAUGGAAUUAAAAUAAAUAUUUUGUGGAUUUUGUUUUUCAAAUGCUGAUUCUACAAAAUUAAUUGGAGAGCGCUAAGUACACAAUUUUAUCUUGUUGGAGUAGAUAUGAUAUUUUAGGAGAUGAAUUUCCGAAAUUUGAUGGACAAUAAUGUGGCGACGCUUCCCUGACAGCACCGGAUGUACAGUUCUGCUCAUAAGAGUGUUCUUGUGGAUUUUCAUAGCUAAAUAUAGUAACAACCAGGAGCUUCCAACGCGAGACACGGACUAUGCGUUCGGAAUCAACCAAAGGAAUUUGUUUUAUGAUAAUAACAGAAUUCCCGACGGCAUAGAAGUUUCCCCGUACCUGUUUCUCAAUACUACUAAAAAAUUUUUCUUCCUUCUUGAAUCGAAAAUAGACCGGCUGGAAAUAACAGUGUCACCUUGUGCGUCACCAAUCAUUUGGCAAGUUACGUACAAACAAAGAAAAGAUUCUACGCAAUACGAGUUUGGCAACCGUGUUGAGAGCUCCGUGGUAGGAUUCCAUCCUGUCAUCAAUACGAAAGAUACUCUGUAUACAUUAUCAGGCGAGGUCGCCGAAACUUUACGAAUCGACUCCCCCGAUGAGGGGAUCUACACGGUAGACAUAACAUCAAUCAAAACUGAGAGUUAUGUGAAAGUAUUUGCCACCACUUCGCCAGACGUUGACAGGUUCCCAGAACUACCGCAAGACAGCCAUGUUAGAGAAAUAGAAAAAAGUGCCAAAAGUUUCACAGUUGUCUGGAAUGCUAGCCCUGAUGAAAGACAUUUUGGAAAAGAUAUUGAAUAUUGCGUUGCUGUGAAUAGGAAAAGAAGUUACAAAACACUUUGUUCUGUGUUGUCUCAUUUGCAUGGAGAUCCGAAGCCAACGUUACCUCCUAACUUCGGGUUCGGAUUUUCUACUGAUGUGUUUAGGAAAAAACUUGUUAGGCAGACGGCAAAGCCAAUCAAACCAGCCAAAAAGGGUUCAAUAUAUUUUCAGUGUGUCGGUCGUGAUAGAAAAUUUACUUACGAUAAGAUUCGAGGCCGAAAAGGGUAUUUUGUGGACGUCUAUGUUAAAAAUAACCAAUCCGGCAAAUCCAGACAAUACCAUGGAGUGUUUAUCAAAACAAAACAAAAACGAAAACGAAAGUUUUCAAGACUUAAAGAAGGAAAGAUUACAAGUGCUAACUUUUCUCGUAAGAAGAAAAAACAUACCUAUUCCUUUAAAAUAAAACGGUCGACAAGAGAUGUCCAUCUUGCAAUUAGUACCUGUGUUGGGACAACUUUAGUAGAGGUUAUGUCUAAAAAUGGCACUUUCCACAAAUCUAGAAUAAAAUCUUCGCAAGUUUUGUCAUUAAAAAACUUGCAGUCAGGAAUGUAUUCUGUAGCAUUAUCAAAGUCUGUCUCCAAGAGACAAACUGUGUACAUUUCAAUGACCUCAAAGAUUAAGGCGAAGAAAAUGCCUGUGUUGCCUGAUGAUACAACGGUGAAAGUAUUUGACUAUCUUACAACCUGUAAUAGUAUAACCGUUGCCUGGAUGGGAACGGAAAAGAAACAAAAGUAUUGUUUAUAUAAAACUGAGUUAUCUUCAUCGCCUGAUAAUUCAACUUCCAUUUCAAAGAAACUAAAUCAGUGUGAUGCGUUUGAUAGACACCAAAAUGGUGCACAGAAAAUUACGUGCAAAAAAUUUAGGUAUCGCAAAAAGGAAAAAUCUGUUCUAGCAAUAACAGUUACUGGCUUGAAACCAGACACUUCAUAUAUAUUCGAUGUAUUUGUAAAUAAAGGAAAUUAUUUUUCAUUUCCAUACAAUAGUGUACGGACGAAAACUAGCACAGAUUGCUACCUUCCGACAUGAGGUGGUAAAUUAAAUUAUCGGGGGAGAAAGGUAUAUCAUUGGGAACGGCGGGAGAUGUGAUUAAGUUAUUUUUGUGCCAAGAAAGUAUUAAUGGCGGCGUCUCAGUCGUAAUCACGUGUCUGAUGGAUUCGAAAUACACAUAUAUACUGUUUCUAGCCUACGGGAGAGCUCCGUAUCAAUGGAGCAUAUGGAUAUCGUAACAAUUUCACCGGAGAAUUCUUGCAGGAAAGCUUAGAAACAAGAAGAAAACCUCGAAAGUUUGUAAAAGAUUGUUUAAUGAAAGGUUGACUGAGGCGAAUCUUGAAAACACACUAAGAUGGUUUUAGAAGUGAUCAUGAUAAGAAAGUCGUUGUAAAAUACCAUCUAUUCAUAUCUUACUUGUUGAUAUACACGUACAGUAUCAAUACACGUACAGUAUCAGUGCAUUUGUAAUCACAAAUAAUGUAUAACCAGCAAAUAAAUAUCGGAGAAAGGAGUUUCAAAAACGAUAUUGUUUCAUUUUAACACUCUUACCGAUGAAAGAACUUCGCCACAGCUGUAUUUGAAAACUGUGUUCAGACGUUCCUUGUUAAAUACAUUUAUAGUACAAUAGUUUGAACUUGUCCAGUCUAUUUAUUGUUUACCUGUUCAACAAGCUUCAAGCUUCGUUAUGACUUUUAAAAGUUUUAAAGAAAAGAAUAUAUUCAUAAAAAUAUGAAAAUAUUAAUAUAAAAAUAUUAUUUCACAUUUAUUUCAGAACAGAUCACCGGAGAAAAUCGUAAUGAAAUAAGUCAGUGCUAUGGAUAUUUUUGUGCGACUAUAAAACUUUAAUCGCUAUGAAGAUUUCACAAAUAUUUAGUAUUUCUUCAGCAAACUAAGCACAGAAAUAAUGAAUUAUUCAGUAAUAUAUAUUUUUCUCUAACUGGAAUUAGGAGCAUCAUAAUGUUACGUGAUUCAAAUAUUUCAAGAAAGCAUGAAAAAUACCACUACGUUCUUUUUCUAUUUCAUAUGACAGGAAUCUGAUCACCAAUACUGUAUAUCGGUACUUGACAGUGUAAUUACUCUUUUCUCUUACGUUUUGAUACACUAUUGUAAAGGUAUAUUGCAAAAUAAAUUAUCUUUACGGUAAAGAAAUGGUACGAAAAUAGUAAAGGGAAUCCGAAUGAUAUAGAAUGUAGUUCUUAGAACACAAUCGUCUGAAUAGUUCAGACUGGAGUGUCAAUAAUCAAAAUACAAUUACAAUCAAACAGUUUAUCAGUAACUUAUGUAACGAAAAUAAUUGUGUUUAUAAAAUUCCGUAAGAAUUAUAUGGUAUAAAUGCUGUAUAAAAUAAAAAGAAAAAGCAAAACCAUAUUGUUCACACAACAGACACAUUGUUACUUCAUGCAUCCGUUUUGUAUUAAAAUUAAGGACUGGAUCGCUGGCCUGACAGAUUAAUUCUACGGUUAUUCCCAGUUGAACAUAUGUAUUAAUUUGUAAAUUUUAAGGUCAGUAAAAUGAUUUUAAUCAAAUUUUGUAUUUAAUUUUAUCAUUAUAUUAUGUAAUUCCGUAUAAAUUAUUUCAUUGUUAAUACUAUGUUUUGUCUGAAUGAAUAUUUUAUUGAAAAUGUUGUAAAUAAAAUGAAUAAAAGAUUA